AUGCCUCCUCCUGCUGGGGAUCCUUUUAAGGGCCCUGCGAUGCUUCCUUCUCCUGGAGACCGCUUUGGUACCCCUGAGAUGUCCUCUUCUCAACAACAGAAAAGAUUUGGGGAUUUUGAUGGUCCGCGUCGGGAUAAUUGGAGCCAUGCUGAUAAAGACAAUUUUGGUGCUGCAGAUAUUCCCUUACAUGACAAUCGAGAUAACCGGGUUCCCUUCAGUGAUAGGUGGGGCUCAGGUGAUAGAAAAGGGAGACCUGACUGGCCACGGGGGAGAGGUGAUGGGGGGAAUAGGCCUCCUUUGCUGGGAGAUUCUCCUUUAGAGAAGUCUGAAAUACAGGGUAGCACUUCAAAUGUUCCUACUAAAAGUUAUCAAAGCCAAUUCAAGAAGCACAUUUUUAAAGAGACAGAUGUCUCUCUAAGUGCUGAUUCUUUUCCUGGUGAUCAGAAAGAUUCAAAAAAAGAGCAGCAAGAUGUUGAAAUGAAACAAGUGGAUGAGCCCCCGAAGGAUGGUGCACCUAAAAAAGCAGAUGGUUCAGCUGUCCAAGAUGCUUCAAAAACUGAAACCUCACCACCUUCUGAGAUGCACAAACCAGUGGAAGCUGCAGAUACCAAUAAAGAUAAAACAAAAGCUUCAGACUUGCCUAAAACUGAUCCAUCGGGUGACCAAACCUUGCCUGACCUGAGUAAAGUAAAUGAGCCAUUGUCUGCAUCAUCGGUUCAUUCAGAUGCAUCAAAGGGUACUGGUCAAAUAGGGAAUACAAGUACAUCUGAUAAGCGUGAAAUAGAUUUGCCUGGUCUCAGCAAGCCUAUAGUGACACAGACUUCAGCUCCCGAGGCUGCUAAAUCAAAUGUCCCAGUCCCUACCCUAUCCAUGGCCAGUAAGCCAGAAGAGCCUACUGAUAGUUCACGUUCCUUAGGAAAACAGGAUGCUUUUCAGAUUUCUUUCCCUAGUAGGUCAGGUGGUCUGCUCCCCACUCCUACUACUGGGAUAGUUGGCCCUUUUCCACCCUAUGCCACUCCACCAUUCAGGCCACAAGCUCCUCAUUCAAUGCCACCUGUUAGGCCAGGUGACCCUUGGGCUCCUCCAGUUAGGGCAGUUGACCCUUGGGCUGCACCUGUUAGGCCAACUGGACCAAGGGGAGCUCCAAUUAGGCCGGGUGGGCCAAGGGCAGCCCCUCCAAUCAGGCCGGGUGGGCCGAGGGCAGCUUUUCCAGUUAGGCCGGGUGGUCCGAGGGCAGAUCUUCCAAUCAGGCCAGGUGGGCCGAGAGCAGCUCCUCCAGUUAGGCCAGGUGGGCCAAGGGGAGCUCCUCCAGUUAGAAUGGGUGGACCGAGGGCACCUCCUCCCAGUUAGAAUGGGUGGGCCGAGGGCAGGUCAUCCUAUUAGACCUGGUGCUCCUGGGGGACCCUUUUCUGCUUGGGAAGAUCCUCUAGAAAGAAUGGAUCAAGGUGAGGACAGUGACAUUUAUGAUCCUUCCAGGGGAGCUGAUCCUAUGUGUGAGGACCCCUAUAACGAGGAAGAUGAAGAAGCUGUAAUGGGGGAAAAUUAUUCACAUGGUCCAGAGGGUCGUCAUGGCAGACCAGAAUUUCCUGAGGAAGAGGAUGAUGAUGCAGGAGGUUAUUUCCACAAUGAGCCAGGCAGGCCAGGUGGCUUUAGAGAAGAUGAUGCAUCCUUUGAGCCAGAACCUUUUGCGCAGGAUUGGCCAGAAAAUUAUGAUGUGCGAUUUGAUCACCGUGGGAGAGGAAGAGCAAGAGGGUUUAUGCGUGGUCGACCUCCACCCAGACCAGGUAGUCGUGAGGUGAUGGAUGAUUUAGAUGACAGAGGCUUUGAGCCACGAGGGCACUUGCCAGAGGAGAGACCUUCAUUUAGAGAAGGUUUGAAUGAGCCACCGCCAUUUGGCCGAGAGCCUUUCCCUAGAGAACCAAGGUUUCCUGAUAGAGAGAGAUUUUCUGCGGAUCCACCAUUAGAGGCACGAAGAAGGGAUUUUGCACUAGAGGAAGGGAGGUUGGAUGAUUGGGAAAGAGAGAGAUUUUGGAGAGCUCGUGAAUUAGAUAACCUACGAGAUCCAUUUCUGGAUAUAUAUAUGAGAGAUGAACGACUGCCCUUACGGCCACCACACCUUCCUCAUGAUAUAGAUGUAAGACGUGAUCCUUGGUAUGAUCGAUAUCUAGACAGGGACCUAGACAGAGUUAUAAAUCACAACAGGCUAGAAAGACCUUAUGUAUUUGAACUGGAUCUUGAUAGAGACUUUUCCAGGAUUCCAGAAGACCUUGAUUUACCACUUCGGGAUAGAGAGAGGUUGUCAGCUCGAAGGCCUUUGUCUCCACAUCGUCCAUAUUCUCCUGUCCGAGCACGUUCCCCUCUACCUCCACUCCCACCAAUUGAGAGAUAUUUGGAUGAUAGGUGGAGAUUGGAUAGAGAGUUGUCAGAUAGAGAUUUCCGUGAUCGUGGUGAGCUUCGUAUUAGAGAAUAUCCAGAACGCCCUCUGUGGCAUGACGACCGAAAUCCUGAUUUGCUUCCUGAAAGAUCAGAAUUGGAGCUCAAGGAUGGUCGAUGGUAUCCACGUGAAGGAAGAGUGAGCGAAGGCCCGAAUCCACUUGAACCUCAACUUCCUGUUGAUUCAGCUUCAGGGGCUCUUCCUGAACAGCCAGGGUUACCAGGAGGAGAGCCUGGCGCAACAGGUGUUCUAGCACUGAGUCAGCGACAACAUGAGAUCAUUCUGAAAGCGGCACAAGAGCUGAAAAUGCUCAGGGAGCAGAAGGAGCAGCUGGAUAAUUUGAAAAACUUUUUUGGCGAUCCAGAGCCAUCAAACUCGACUGGAAAAAUGGCUGCUGUUCAGGCCAGUGGGAAACUACAACAGCCACUACCUAAUGUUCCUGUGACUGGAAUGGACCCAGCAUCCUCCACUUUGGCAUCUUCAGUAGGUGGUAGAGCUAUUGGUGACCAGUUCAGUGAUCUUUGGGAAGAAGAGAGGAGGGGGGGCCAUUCUGCUGGCCUUCCUGUGGGUUCCAAACUUUCUGGAAUUCACCAAACUGUGGACUAUGCUCAUGGCCGAGAGCUUGCUAUUGGGAAAGUGGAGCAGACUCCCUACGGUGAGCGGGUUAUGCUACUUCCAGAGCCAGCAAUGGACAGAGGUGGAAUACCCCCCUUCCAGAAAGAUUUUUUGAUAGAUUCAUUUGACCGUGACUUCAGGGACCGGGAUCCCUACUAUGAAAGGAUGAAAAGUGCAGAUCGGCGAGAUUAUGAUCGGGAUCGCUUGGAUAGAGACCGAGCUGACCAUGAGAGGGAUCGUGAUCGUCAUUCUAGAGAUGACCGGUCUUCCUACCGUGACAAAGAUGGCUCGAGCCGACGUAGCACCUCAGACAAACCACCAUAUGAUCGGAAGGUGGAUCGGCCGGGAUAUGAGGUGGCCCCCCCAUCGUAUGGAGGAAGAGGUAGGAAUUUCCCAGAGGAACGACCUGUCAUACCACCUCCCUUGCCUGUCCCGCCACCAGAGAAGAAGCCGGAGACCAAAAAUGUAGACGAUCUUCUUAAGAAACCUGGACGAGAGAGUCGGCCUGAUCGUAUUGUGGUAAUCAUGAGGGGUUUGCCAGGAAGUGGGAAAACGCACGUUGCCAAACUGAUUAGGGACAAAGAGGUGGAGUAUGGUGGAUCUGCCCCCAGGGUCUUGAGUCUUGACGAUUAUUUCAUCACGGAGGUGGAAAAGGUUGAAAAAGAUCCAGAAUCAGGGGGAAAAAAAUUAAGACAAAGGUUAUGGAUUAUGAAUAUGAGCCAGAAAUGGAGGAAACGUAUCGUAGCGGCAUGUUGAAGACUUUCAAGAAAACUCUGGAUGAUGGCUUCUUCCCGUUCAUUAUACUGGACAGUAUCCAUGAUCGCGUGCGCCAUUUUGAGCAAUUCUGGAGUGCUGCCAAGACUAAAGGAUUUGAGGUCUAUCUAGCUGAGAUCACUGUGGACACACAGAUCUGUGGAAAGCGAAAUGUGCAUGGCCGAAAGCUGAAGGACAUAAAUAAGAUGUUUGACAAUUGGGAGCCGGCUCCACGUCACAUGAUCCGCUUGGACAUCCGAUCUUUGCUUCAGGAUGCCGCAAUUGAAGAGGUUGAAAUGGAGGAUUCUGAGCCAUCAGUGGAGCCACAAAAAGAUGAGAAGGAGGCAGCUGAAGAGGACGACAACGAUCGGGGCUAUCUUCCGAAAAGCAAGUGGGAGAUGGAUACCUCUGAAGCUAAACUGGAUAAGCUGGAUGGCUUAAAGGUCAACAAGAGGAAGCGGGACUACGAAUCAGUGGCUAGCCGAAUGGAAGAUUACCUACAACUUCCGGAUGAUUAUGACACGCGGGAGUCUGAGCCCGGGAAAAAGAGGGUCAGAUGGGCCGAUCUGGAAGAAAAGAAAGAUGCUGAUCGGAAAAGGGCCAUCGGCUUUGUUGUUGGCCAGACGGAUUGGGAUAAGAUAACUGAUAAAAGUGGACACUUGGCGGAGCGAGCACUGAACCGCACCAAAUACAUUUGA
Molecule: messenger RNA, 4500 nt
Organism: Staurois parvus
Lineage: Eukaryota; Metazoa; Chordata; Amphibia; Anura; Ranidae
Source: the annotation of a GenBank genome assembly